UCAUUUCAAUCCAUCAAGUUUUUCACAUGAAUGUUAUAUUUUAUGUAUAUUUCUGUGGUAGAGCAGCUGCACCAUGUCCAGACAUGUGGUGAGUGUGCAGCCACAGAACCGGGUCAAAGAGGCCGGAGCCUGGAGCACCGGACUGUGUGAGUGCUACAAAGACAUCGGAGACUGCUGCUUGGCCUGCUGUUGCCUCCCGCUGUUUACCUGUAAGGUAACGAACGCGGUGGGCGCCUGGCCCUGCCUGCCUCUUCUGGACUGCAUCAGCUGCGUUCCUCCGGCCUCUCUGGCCAUGAGGGCUUCGGUCAGGGAACGCUACGGCAUAAAGGGAAGCGUGUGGAGCGACUGCCUGUACGGAUGCUGCUGCUACACGCUAUCUUGGCUUCAGAUCUCCAGGGAGCUGAAAAGAAGAGCAGCAUCCCACGCCGCCUCCUCUCCUCCGGCCUCCUCCACAGUCAGAUACACUGCUCUGACCUCCCUGCAGGGGGCGCACUUGGUCUAGACGCCUCGGGGAAACUUUCUUUCCCUGAUGGCAGGAAGUCAGGAUUUAAUCACACUUCAUUUGGCCUGCAGGGACAUAACAGACAAAAGUCCAGUUUGUUCAAAUUAUUUAAACUUUAUUUAAACUCUUUCUGUUUUUUUCUAUACUGUUUGGAUUCUUUAUAGCAAAAAAAUGUUUUCUUUGGUCAAAGUGUCUCUAAUAAAUAUUACUUGUGAAUAUGUUGCGUAAGUAGUCUGCAAAUAAAUAUGUAGAACUAUUUUUGUUUUUUAAAAUGUUCACUUUGUUGCUUGAAAGACCUAAUCAGCUAUUUGUGUUAAAUUUAUUCUUUAGGGAAUUGUUCUGCUCUGAAAACUUACAGAAACUGUUUUUAUUUCCGAAAUAUGCUUCAAAUCUUUGUUUGCUUAAUAAUUUUUUUGUCUCAAUUUCAGUUUGCACAAUAUCUUGAAGCUGUAAUAAAAACCUUGAU
Molecule: messenger RNA, 968 nt
Organism: Xiphophorus couchianus (Monterrey platyfish)
Lineage: Eukaryota; Metazoa; Chordata; Actinopteri; Cyprinodontiformes; Poeciliidae
Product: placenta-specific gene 8 protein-like
Exons: 3
Coding region: 74-502 (142 amino acids)
Source: RefSeq, a predicted model, not a curated record